This is a messenger RNA of Caenorhabditis elegans, 396 nucleotides long. It is a transcript of the gene R04B5.1, whose product is annotated as TMhelix containing protein. The transcript is spliced from 3 exons. The coding region runs from base 68 to 328 and encodes 86 amino acids. The record is from RefSeq and is marked reviewed. NCBI's taxonomy places the organism in Eukaryota, Metazoa, Nematoda, Chromadorea, Rhabditida, Rhabditidae.
AUUGUGAGAACUCACCCUCGUGGAAAAUCGAUUUCUCAUUGAUUUUCGGAUAAUAAACCGCUUUUAAAUGUACGACCAGGAAAAUCUCAUUGUUGACAGAAGUGAGCACUUUGCAUUGCUUUUUGGUGCGUUUUCCAUGGGAAUAAUCGUUCUUAUUUUUGCACUCCGCGGACAAAGAAAUCGGAUUUUCGAAGAGAACAUGUUCAAGCAGAGAAUACUUUUGAGCCAGAUUUUCGAUAUGUACAUGGUAAGAACAGAGUCUUUGCGAAUUCGUCAAAAGCAGCUCGAGGCUCAUCGCCACGUUCUGGAGCAUGGACGCGUGGAAUAAAAGUUAUUAAUCUUUAUUGUAAAACAUUUUAUUGCGAAUAAUUCGAAAAAUAAAAAAUUGAACAAUGA